AUGGAUAAGUCUUCAGGCAGGCUUUUCAAAAUUCAACCAGUACUGGAUUAUUUCCUCAUUAAAUUCAGGACAGUAUACAAACCAAAGCAACAGUUGACAUUGGAUGAGGGCGUGAUUCCAUGGAGAGGACGUCUAAGAUUUCGAACAUACAACCCUGCAAAAAUUGUAAAAUAUGGCCUGCUGGUGAGAAUGGUGUGUGAGAGUGACACAGGUUAUACUUGCAACAUGGAGAUUUAUACUGGUGAGGGGAAGAAAUUGGAGGAGACUAUUUAUUCAGUUCUUGCUCCCAAUCUUGGAUUGUGGCACCACGUAUACCAGGACAAUUAUUACAACAGUACUUCCAUUGCAAACCUGUUCCUGGAACAUGAAAAAAGAGUCUGUGGAACAAUCAGAGUGAAUAGAGGGUUGCCGCCAAGCCUAAAGUUUCAACAAUGA
Molecule: messenger RNA, 435 nt
Organism: Limulus polyphemus (Atlantic horseshoe crab)
Lineage: Eukaryota; Metazoa; Arthropoda; Merostomata; Xiphosura; Limulidae
Product: piggyBac transposable element-derived protein 4-like
Exons: 1
Coding region: 1-435 (144 amino acids)
Source: RefSeq, a predicted model, not a curated record